Messenger RNA from Mytilus trossulus (common blue mussel), 1830 nucleotides. RefSeq lists its product as uncharacterized. The coding region runs from base 503 to 1774 and encodes 423 amino acids. The transcript is spliced from 2 exons. The record is from RefSeq and is a predicted model, not a curated record. Lineage: Eukaryota; Metazoa; Mollusca; Bivalvia; Mytilida; Mytilidae.
UUUACAAUACGGGUUACUUAAAAGAUAAGUCCUCCUUUGUGUAAAAAGUAUCGAUAUUUUUCAAUAGGCUACGAUCAAAUGAAUAAUCAACCAAAACAGAUAUAUUCCAAUGACAUUCCAUGGUGUGGGUAUAUUCUUACAUUGUUUUGUGACAUGACAAACACAAUCACUUGUAUUGGAUGUAAAGACGUGUGUGUAUUGGCAAGAAACAACCAGAUGAUUGGCAAGAAAUAAACAAACUAGACGUGUACACGCAAGGAACUAUUAUUCAGAUAAUAAGAGACCUGUCUUUUAUGUGUAUACUGAUCCCCGACAUGAGAUAAUGUCAUAUUUGGAAAUAUUGUGUAACAGCUCUAAUGUAUGAGUAGCUAUUUACAUAUUUCUUUAUUAAUUCUUCAAGAUCUUUUGAGUGACAAGGAUACAGAAAAAGCUUGUGAUAUUCAGAAGUGUACAAGAAAUACGCACACAAUAAAUAAUUGGCAGAUUCAGUAAAAAAGACAUCAUGGUUUUCGUCAGAAGAACGACGACUGUGAGUUAUUCAUGGACACCACAGUACCAGCAGCCUCAGAGAAACAACAGGACCAAACUUCAAUAUAGAAAACCUACUAAAUCGCUAACGAGAGCGAAGACAUUUGAUUUUGUACAGAAGCAACAUAAUCCCGUGAGAACUAUCACGAGACAAGAGCCAGUAAGCUUAAGCUUAGAUGAUAUAUGCCAUCUUGCCGAACGAGAAAGAUUAAGUUACUCUGCUAAAACAAGAAGGGCAGCUGUUGAACUUGCACAGAAUAAAACUCAUAAGUUUCAGGAAUACGCUCCAAGUCGUCCGCACACAAGUGCUAGUCGAUAUAUGCAGGAUGUACGAAGAGAUGCAAUGACACCAAAGAGCAUCCGAAGUGAACCACUUCCGUCUCGUGCCAAUUCUCGUAUUGGUGCGAAUGACAUCGACGACGAUACAGAUUCAGUAUAUCCUAUUAACUAUUUAGCAUCUCUCCCUGUGGGAAGGGAAAUUUGUGAAAUCAUAGGACCUCAAGUGUGUAGUCAGUGUAAACAAGAUCAGUCUAGACAAAUGGGAUUAUACAAGUGUGAUCAAUGUUUCCCAACAUUACGGAUAUCUCACGAGAACAUGACUACAGCUGCCGUAUUACAAAGAUAUUUACCAGAUUUAAGUGAAAGUGAUAUUCAAGAUAAAAUAGCGAAAGGUGAAAUUGCUAAGCCAAGACUUUUAAAAAAAAGACUCGCAAUAAAAGACUAUCAACAGCCGAAAAAGGAAAUUCAAAAAAUAGAAAACGAUGAUGAAAACGAAAAUAAAAACAAAAACAGCAGCAAUAACAACAAAACUAGUUUGAAUCGAUCUCCGUCGAUGUUUUUUGUAAAUAUCAGAGAUUUAAAUGCAAAGAUAGUGUCUGGGCAAUUACACCGUGCAAUGGGCUUUUCUGAAAAAGUUCAAGAAGAAGUUUUAAAGCGUCAAGAAAAUCGACGAAAGCGCAGUACGCCUACACCUACAAGGAAACCGGAGUCGGAACCAGUUGCUGAACAAAAGGAGAGAAAAGCUAUAUUUAAUCCAGAUAUUCUUCUCUCAGUAUCGAUGCAAGUAAAUGAACCUUCAUUUUUCGCCGGUUCAAAAAAAGAAUAUGAACUUCCUGAACGUUUACCGGACCCUCUUCAAUUUGCGGAUAUUCGAGAAAGAAGGCAAUUGAGCUCAAAAAAAGACUUUCCAUUAUGUGAAUUAGAGGAAGAACCCGAAGAUGAUGAAGUAGCUGACAUAAUGAGUUGAUGAUAACGUUUAUAGCUUCCUAUGCAUCCCAUAUUUCAAUAAAUAAAUCUAAAGAA